UAACUAUCAGUAAUCAUAUUAUUAGUAGUAGUAUUAGUAGUAGUAUUGUUAUUACCAUUGAUUAGUGGUAAUCAAGAAUUAUUUGAUUAGUACAAUGAAAUUUAAACAACAUCUAGAAAGUGAUUUAACACAAUCGAAUAGUAAACAAAUAAUCAUGGGACCAAUUCAACGAAUAUCUGGUAUCCUAUUUUAUAUUAAGGUAAUCUAGUCUAUAAAUGAUACUUCCUCUGAAAGGCUAGUGGUAUAACUUUAAUACAAUUAAUCAUCAUAUGGGCAAUGAAUACUACUGUAAUAUUAGUUCAUACAUUCAAGGAAUGGUUAAAAUCUACAAACUGGUUUGUUGGAUUGUUUUUCUUUUUGGGACUCUUUAUUGAUUUGGAAAUUAUUCUAAUGCCACGAGUACAAUUUAUUUUUCCAUUGAAUUAUAUACUAUUGAUAUUUAAUUCGAUAAUUCUUUCAAUUCCAGUUUCAAGGCUACUAUGUGAAUUGGAAAUGUUAUGGAUUCCAAGUAGUUGGGUUAUUACAUUGGGAAUUACAUUACUGACUAUAAUAUUUGGCAAAUUGAUACGUUUCGAUAUACAAACAUCACUGAAUAUAUUCUUUACUGUUAUAUUCACUUUACAAGCAGUAGUUUAUAUUGCUAUGAUUAUAUUAAAUUAUUAUGAUUACUUUGAUGUCAUUCUCAUUAUUUCUGGAUCAGGAAUGCUAUUAACAAUCAUUUAUGAAUUGGCAAUUGCAACUCAAGCAAUUUUUCCAGGUGAUAGACGAUUUAUAUUUCGUGAUAAUCAAUAUUUUCUAUGUGGAUUAGUACUUGCAACUAUAAUGAUUUGGAUGAAUAUGAUUAUUUCAAGUGAAAUAUUACUUAUAUACAAUGUAUUCAAUAAAACAAAUCAAUAUAUUUGAGAGAAACAAAUGGAUACAUAUAUGUCUUGUCUAUACACAUUCACUGUUCAUUGUCUAUGAGGGGUUAUAGUGUCGGUUGCUAUGUUAAGCCCAGAUACCUUAUUCUAGCUUUCGGACAGGUCAAUCUAUUCAUUCAUCUUGUGUUACAUUUUGACUUUGUUAAUUACUCACUUAUCAAACUUGAUUGUUUUUAUAUGAGCACAUUUGUGUGUGCUCUUCUUAUCCUAUUCAUCUCAUUUCUGUAGCUUAUUGUUGUGUGACUAGCAAGAUUGGUGAACACUUGACUAAAUAGGAGAUGGGUCACACGCAUUCUCUACUGCGCGUCCUUUCGUUUCAUUUCGCUCUCUUUUUUCUUCUCUUGCUUCGCUACGUUUUUGAGUAUCUGUUCAGAUCAAUGAUUGUACGAAAUAUAUAUAUUUAAAACAUCCAUCCUCGUAUUUGACUCACUUAAUUCCGUUAUUCACCAACAUGAUCUAAGUCGAUAAUUAUAUAAGAGGAAUGACGAUAUGUAUAUCUCAAUAGCAAUCAGAAACAAUCUCACUGGAGUCAGAUUCUGGGUCACUAAAGUGGUGAGCCUGUUGACAACAUGGUUCGAUCUAAUUGACAUCUAAAUGAAAGGCCCCACUACACGUUAUCUUUUGUUAUGUGAAACUGUUAUCAUGAUCAAGAGAUCAUUCACAUUUCGUUUGUAAUAAUACUAGAAAUUGUAACCCCAAUUUUUUUCCUAUGUGAUAUUUUAAAUGUAUCUUUGCCG
Molecule: messenger RNA, 1657 nt
Organism: Schistosoma margrebowiei
Lineage: Eukaryota; Metazoa; Platyhelminthes; Trematoda; Strigeidida; Schistosomatidae
Source: the annotation of a GenBank genome assembly